Diceros bicornis minor is the source of this 3348-nucleotide messenger RNA. It is a transcript of the gene UBTF, whose product is annotated as upstream binding transcription factor. The transcript has 21 exons. NCBI's taxonomy places the organism in Eukaryota, Metazoa, Chordata, Mammalia, Perissodactyla, Rhinocerotidae. The record is from RefSeq and is a predicted model, not a curated record. The coding region runs from base 428 to 2722 and encodes 764 amino acids.
AGCGGGGAGGGAGCAAUGGGAGCGGGAAGCAGGCAGGUUCCCUCGCAAAUCCCUCUCCGGCCCCACGUCGCCUCGCCGGCCCCGGCAGGGGAGCAAAGAGCCAGGCGAGCAGAUGGAGGAGUGGAGCUCGCUUUAGGCAGCGGGCUUGGCCGGAGAAUGGAGGAGCCGCCAAGCGACCGGCUGAUUGGAAGAGAAACGCAGAGCGAUGGAGGCGGGGGUAGGAGGAAGAUUUCUCUGCGGGGACUGGCGGCGGCGUAUACGCCCGGGUCGGGCGCUGCAGAGCUUGGCUAGCUUUCAACCCGCGCUCGCCGGCUCCAGCCCCGCGCGCCCCCACCCCCAGCCCUCCCGGCGGCUCCGCAGGGUGAGGUGGCUUUGACCCCGGGUUGCCCGGCCAGCACGACCGAGGAGGUGGCUGGACGGCUGGAGAAUGAACGGAGAGGCCGACUGCCCCACAGACCUGGAAAUGGCCGCCCCCAAAGGCCAAGACCGCUGGUCCCAGGAAGACAUGCUCACUUUGCUGGAAUGCAUGAAGAACAACCUUCCAUCCAAUGACAGCUCCAAGUUCAAAACCACGGAGUCACAUAUGGACUGGGAAAAAGUAGCAUUUAAAGACUUUUCUGGAGACAUGUGCAAGCUCAAAUGGGUGGAGAUUUCUAAUGAGGUGAGGAAGUUCCGUACGUUGACAGAAUUGAUCCUCGAUGCUCAGGAACAUGUUAAAAACCCUUACAAAGGCAAAAAACUCAAGAAACACCCGGACUUCCCAAAGAAGCCCCUGACCCCUUAUUUCCGCUUCUUCAUGGAGAAGCGGGCAAAGUACGCGAAACUCCACCCUGAGAUGAGCAACCUGGACCUGACCAAGAUUCUGUCCAAGAAAUACAAGGAGCUGCCGGAGAAGAAGAAGAUGAAAUAUAUUCAGGACUUCCAGAGGGAGAAACAGGAGUUCGAGCGAAACCUGGCCCGAUUCAGGGAGGAUCACCCUGACCUAAUCCAGAAUGCCAAGAAGUCGGACAUCCCUGAGAAGCCCAAAACCCCCCAGCAGCUGUGGUACACCCAUGAGAAGAAGGUGUAUCUCAAAGUGCGGCCAGAUGCCACUACGAAGGAGGUGAAGGACUCCCUGGGGAAGCAGUGGUCUCAGCUCUCGGACAAAAAGAGGCUGAAAUGGAUUCAUAAGGCCCUGGAGCAGCGGAAGGAGUACGAGGAGAUUAUGCGAGACUAUAUCCAGAAGCACCCCGAGUUGAACAUCAGUGAGGAGGGCAUCACCAAGUCCACCCUCACCAAGGCCGAACGCCAGCUCAAGGACAAGUUUGAUGGGCGACCCACCAAGCCACCUCCGAAUAGCUACUCACUGUACUGCGCAGAGCUGAUGGCCAAUAUGAAAGACGUGCCCAGCACGGAGCGCAUGGUGCUAUGCAGCCAGCAGUGGAAGCUGCUCUCCCAGAAGGAGAAGGAUGCCUACCACAAGAAGUGCGACCAGAAAAAGAAAGAUUACGAGGUGGAACUGCUCCGUUUUCUAGAGAGCCUGCCUGAGGAGGAGCAGCAGCGGGUCCUGGGGGAGGAGAAGAUGUUGAACAUCAACAAGAAGCAGGCCACCAGCCCAGCCUCCAAGAAGCCCUCCCAGGAAGGGGGCAAGGGCGGCUCGGAGAAGCCCAAGCGGCCCGUGUCAGCCAUGUUCAUCUUCUCUGAAGAGAAGCGGCGGCAGCUGCAGGAAGAGCGGCCAGAGCUCUCAGAGAGCGAGCUGACCCGCCUGCUGGCCCGCAUGUGGAACGACUUAUCAGAGAAGAAGAAGGCCAAGUACAAGGCCCGGGAGGCUGCGCUGAAGGCCCAGUCAGAGAGGAAGCCUGGUGGGGAGCGCGAGGAACGGGGCAAGCUGCCCGAGUCUCCCAAGAGAGCCGAGGAGAUCUGGCAACAGAGCGUCAUCGGCGACUACCUGGCCCGCUUCAAGAACGACAGGGUGAAAGCCUUGAAAGCCAUGGAGAUGACCUGGAACAACAUGGAGAAGAAGGAGAAACUGAUGUGGAUUAAGAAGGCGGCCGAAGACCAAAAGCGAUACGAGAGAGAGCUGAGUGAGAUGCGGGCACCCCCAGCUGCUGCAAACUCUUCCAAGAAGAUGAAGUUCCAGGGAGAACCCAAGAAGCCCCCUAUGAACGGUUACCAGAAGUUCUCCCAGGAGCUGCUGUCCAAUGGGGAGCUGAACCACCUGCCGCUGAAGGAGCGCAUGGUGGAGAUUGGCAGCCGCUGGCAGCGCAUAUCCCAGAGCCAGAAGGAGCACUACAAAAAGCUGGCCGAGGAGCAGCAGAAGCAGUACAAAGUACACCUGGACCUCUGGGUUAAGAGUCUGUCUCCCCAGGACCGCGCAGCAUAUAAAGAGUAUAUCUCCAAUAAACGUAAGAGCAUGACCAAGCUGCGAGGCCCGAACCCCAAGUCCAGCCGGACUACCCUCCAGUCCAAGUCGGAGUCUGAGGAAGAUGACGAGGAGGAUGAGGAUGAUGAGGACGAGGAUGAAGAGGAGGAAGAUGAUGAGAAUGGGGACUCCUCUGAGGAUGGCGGGGACUCCUCCGAGUCCAGCAGCGAGGAUGAGAGCGAGGAUGGGGAUGAGAAUGAGGAGGAUGACGAGGAUGAGGACGACGACGAGGAUGACGAUGAGGAUGAAGACAAUGAGUCUGAGGGCAGCAGCUCCAGCUCCUCCUCCUCGGGGGACUCCUCGGACUCUGACUCCAACUGAGGCUCAGCCCCAUCUGGGGCUCCCCUCCCCAUCUGACCACCUUCGUUUCUCCCCCAUGUUCUGUCCCCUGCCCCCUGGCCUCCCCCACUUUCUUUCUUUCUUUCUUUCUUUUUUUUAAACAAAAUACGGUGGGGGGAGGGGCUGGAGGAGCCCAGGCCAGAAUUCUGCAGCCUCAGAGAUACCAGCCCUGGGGGGCCCUCCAGGGAGCGCAACCAUCAGACUGAGCCACCACUGGACCGGCCCGGCCCACCCCUCCUCUGCACUUGCGGUUCCGGCAUGGACAAUGGACCUGGGAGUGGGGUGGAGGGGUCCCAGAGAGUUCAGUGAGGCUCUCUACACUUGCAGCCCAACCCGUGGGAGGGUGGAAGCUUGGGGAGGACCCCUCCCUUCCCAGAGGGGCUUGCCGCCUGGACCCCUACAUUGGAACUGGAGACAGGGAAUGGGUGGGGAGAGGAGGGUGGGUGCCUGUGAGAAUAUAGGCACUGCCCAUAGCCCUCUCCCCUACUCCCUGCAGGAAGGAGCUGCCUGGACCCACUCAUGGGGGGAGGGGACAGAAGUGUUUUUUAUAUAUGUGUAUAUAUUUUUUUUUUUAAGCUCUGAGCUGUCAACGAGACGUUUCCUACCGA